Molecule: messenger RNA, 1026 nt
Organism: Symbiodinium sp. CCMP2456
Lineage: Eukaryota; Dinophyceae; Suessiales; Symbiodiniaceae
Source: the annotation of a GenBank genome assembly
AUGCAAGGUGAUCCCGAUGCCGCACUGGGCCUGGAGUCGUCAACAAAGGAAGGCGGGAAGGAAAACACGCCGCCCUGCAAGCGACGCAAGAGUGCAGACAAAGUGAAGGGUGAGAAGGGCAUAGAAAUCGUGAGCCCUCGAGAUCUGCAGCCACCGCCUCCAGAGGACAUGGCGCUGGGCACCGAGAUCCCCUGGUUCUCGCUGAAUGACAUCGACGUCGGCAAACGCCUGGGGGCCGGGAAGUUCGGCUCUGUCUAUGUUGCACGCUGCCGCCGGACAGGCUUCAUCUUUGCUCUGAAAGUGCUUGACAAGCGCCAGCUCAUCAAGCAUCGCGUCGAGCACCAGUUGAGGCGAGAGAUCGAGAUCCAGUCUCAUUGCCGCCAUGUCAAUAUUCUUAGACUCUACACCUUCUUCCACGAUGAGAAGCGUGUCUACCUUUGCUUGGAGAUGGCCCCGGGUGGAGAGCUGUACCAAUUGUUGCAGAGCCGUCGCACCUUCUCGGAGGCGCGAUCAGCUUGGUACUUCAAGCAGAUGGUCGAGGCCAUCCAGUACUGCCACGCCAAGCACAUCAUCCACAGAGACAUCAAGCCAGAGAACAUUCUCAUUGGCUUGAAGGACACGCUGAAGAUUGCAGACUUCGGCUGGGCCGUGCAUGCGCCCACGUCACGCCGGGAGACUUUCUGCGGUACUCUGGAUUACCUUCCUCCGGAGAUGGUCAUGAGCAAGAAGUACCACGGCAACGUUGAUAUCUGGGGCCUCGGUGUGCUCUUGUACGAGUUUAUGGUGGGCAAGCCGCCCUUCGAGGACUCAAGCGAGAAGGGUACCUACCGAAAGAUCAAGAGCGGAGCGAUACAUUUUCCCACAACUAUGACCAAGGAAGCCAAAGAUCUAAUCUCGAAGCUGCUGACGAAGAAUCCCAGCGACAGACUUACGCUCGAUGCAGUGCUGCGUCAUCCGUGGGUGUCCAUCAAUACCAGUGGAGACAAUGCCAAGCGGCUUCAAGAGUAUUAUGGAGGCAUUGUCUAA